AUGGAAAGAGGUGCUGAUAUUACAGAAGGAAAAGUGAAACCUGUUGUGCCAGAAGUAGGAGAAGCUCACAAAUUACCAAAGUCGAAGACCACAGUCACCGAUGAGUUUGAACCAAAUCCCAGAUUCGAAAUAAUCCAAAACCAGACUAGAUAUGAAAAUCUUCUCCUUCUUGUCAUCUUCUAUGAUCUAAAAACCCUGAUUCAGAACAAACCUAUAUCCAAAGAGGAAGAAGAUGUACAGUGGGAGAAAAAACCUACUGCCUCCGUUCCCAACACCCUCUAUAAUCAAAAUCUACGCCUUCACCGCCCCCUGACGUGCAACAUCUCCGGCCACCAUGGAGACUCUAGUGGUCCAACCACACCUAAAUCGAUUGACAGUCAAAUAAGUCAUCCUGAUGCUGUCACCUGGAACAUUAUGUUGUCUGGUUUAGCGGGCACUCGGGUUCAUGAUGCAGAGGUGAUGAAGUUGUUCAAUGCUAUGAAUUUGGGGCAGCAUGUUAAGGCCAGUUCAGUUACUGCUGCAAUUGUUCUUCCUGUUUGUGUACGGUUGAACGGUUUGAACUUAGGAAAGAGUGUCCAUUCUUAUGUGAUAAAGUUAGGAUUAGAGUCGCAAACCCUCGUGGGAAAUGCGCUUGUUUCGAUGUAUAUGAAGUUUGGGUAUGUUUCAAGUGAUGCAUAUAAGGUGUUUGAUGAAAUGUCUGAAAGAGAUGUUGUGUCCUGGAAUGCAAUGGUUGCAGGGUUGGUGGAAAACGGAUUGGUUUUUGGAGCGUUUGCAAUGUUUAGACGGAUGAUAGCAGAAAGAACGUGGCCGAAUUAUGCUACAAUCGCAAAUAUCCUGCCCGUUUGUGCUUUGCUCGAUAGCAGUCUUGCCUACCGGUUUGGGAAAGAGAUCCACGGCUACGCACUGCACCGGGAAGAACUGGUUGCCGAUGUUUCUGUUGCGAAUUCUCUCAUUUGGUUUCUUGGAAUUCUAUGA
Cynara cardunculus var. scolymus (artichoke) is the source of this 975-nucleotide messenger RNA. RefSeq names its product putative pentatricopeptide repeat-containing protein At5g08490. Gene Ontology annotation, molecular function: protein binding. NCBI's taxonomy places the organism in Eukaryota, Viridiplantae, Streptophyta, Magnoliopsida, Asterales, Asteraceae. The coding region runs from base 1 to 975 and encodes 324 amino acids. The transcript has 5 exons. The record is from RefSeq and is a predicted model, not a curated record.